Vicia villosa (hairy vetch) is the source of this 471-nucleotide messenger RNA. Its product is annotated as zinc finger protein 1-like. The record is from RefSeq and is a predicted model, not a curated record. NCBI's taxonomy places the organism in Eukaryota, Viridiplantae, Streptophyta, Magnoliopsida, Fabales, Fabaceae. The transcript has a single exon. The coding region runs from base 1 to 471 and encodes 156 amino acids.
AUGACCUUUCUUAGGCAUAGCAAAGACAGUGAUAUAGGAGAAUGGUUGAGUUUAGGAUUCAAACAAGAGAUGUCUCUUCAAGAUUCUAUAUCAUCAAAGCCUCUUUACAACAAGGUAUUCUCAUGCAAAUUCUGCAUGAGAAAGUUCUACAGUUCACAAGCCUUAGGGGGUCACCAGAAUGCACACAAAAGGGAAAGAGAAGCAGCUAGAAGUUACCAAUUAUCUCAUAGGAUGAUGCCAUCAUCUUCAUCAAUGGAACUUGGUUAUUCUAAAUCUUUGACAGCAAGGCCACUAGGAAUCAAAUCUCACUCUCUCGUGCACAAACCAAACAGAGAAACAGCUUCUACUGUGGCAUGGACACCACUUGUUAUUGAACAAGGGGUGAAUUUUGUAUGGCAUGGAAGCUUUCGAAUGAGCUUACCAAAGGAAGAAUCACAUAUCCAAAAGCUUGACUUAGAACUUAGGCUUUGA